UAGUAGAGAAUUAGUAAGAAACAGUGCGAGUCAUACUCAACUGUUCACCGCUAUUAACUAAUUAACAGUGAUAAGUUAAUUUUACAUCACGGAAGACGACAGAUACAGGAUGUGUAUAUAUUUUUUUUAAAUCGCGUUUUUUGUAUAAGACACUUUCUAUCGGUGUCAGUAACACCGGCACUACAAUAGAGGCAUAAAACGCAGGCGUUCAUAGUUUACAAAGUAAUACACGCGCGUGGAAUUAGCGCCGACAGUCGAUAGAACUAACUGUACAUGCUUGCACGGCCGGUUUGCUGCAGAGGAGAGAGUCGGUGUGUAUAUUUACAGAUGGCGCGCGUGGCGAAUACAUCAGGACAUUUACACUACCCUAUCGCACGAGGGAACCCUCUCCGCUACAGUCGCAGUGAGAAGCCAUGCUUUGGUACAACAGUUGGUAAUACAUAAAUAUGAAGACGUGUGUUUGGGACAGACUUUUCAAUGUUAUUUAUGGAUCAAAUUAGCAAUAAAUAACAUUCAACAACGUCACACUUCUGUUUAUAGGGAUUCUAAAAUGUGAUAUAUUUUCUUGCAAGCAAUAACAAAAAAACCGGCAAGGAUUUCUUUACCAAAAGGUGGAAACAGGAUCUUUAAAUAUUUGAUGGACAAACUGCUGUGAUAUAAGGACUAUGCACGUGCUACUCGGAGACUCUACGAAAUGCUACGAUACCUAAAUAUAUGACAUUAGGCAUAGCAACCCUUCAUUGAGCUAUAGUGAUUGAACUGUACAGACCUAAAUGUAGUCCGGAAAAAACAGAAUGAAGAACGAAGACGAUGAAACCGAGCAAGCAGUCAAAGCAAAACGCAGGAAAGGUUCGAAAAAGAAAGAAAAGAAAAAGAAAGUCGCGGGAAAAGAAAACGAACCUAAAAUAGCAAUAGAAAAUGAAACGGAUGAAGUGUUUGUCGCCGGAAACGAGAAUAAAGAGGAAAACGGGUCUCAGAAGGAGCAGACAAGAAAAUUGGACGAUAAAAAUGUCGAUGGUGCUGAAAAUAAGCCUAGCAAUGAAAGAGUUAACACGUUGCCAAGAGCAACCCGUUCAAGGAGUACUUCAGAACGCCGGAGUUUAAAAAAUCUUUUCCGGAAGCCUAAACUUCAGAAACAAAGGUCACUUAGUACAGGUGGGAUACAGGACGCUGCGGGAAAUGACGUCACAGUUGUAGCAGCGUUGCGAGGGGACACUGUCACCCCCACGGAUCGGAAACUGGCGGGAGAAUUUGGAUUGGUCGACAAAAUUGAUUCUCCAUCUGAUCCACGUGUCAAAAUUAAACGUAUGACUGUUGGGGAAGCUAAAAAGGUAAAAAGUACCAGUAAGUCCCCGGUUAGUGAGUUAUCUCCUAUGGAUGUAUUCCAAUUGAAACCGACAUUAGAGGGUGUAGGGAAGUCGGAAUCUAUGGAAUCGCAUUCGUCAUCUUUACCAGAUCUCACAAAUAUCGAGUGUUCUAUUCCAUUUUCGAAAAAUGACGAAGAUAAAAAAAUAUACAGAAGGUCAGUUAGUGCAGAUAUAGGACGACGAAAUAAAGACCCAGUGAGUCAUACACAUUCAGGAUUGGGUAAUUAUGAAAACCCUAAAAGUGAAACACAACUUGAAAACAAAAACGAUCCAUCAUCCACAUCUCAGGCAGUUCCUAGCAACGUUCCAUUAUCAAACAUGGUAUCUAACAGUGCAUUUAUCGAUGAAGGAAACGAUGGAGUUAAAAGCCAGAAUUCAGUAGCAACGCCACACUCGCUUGAAUCAAACAAACAACCCCCUCAUUCUAGCCAUACAACCAGUAACCUUGAUAAAACCCUAAGUACUUCUACUUCCACUGACCCCAUUGAUGCUGAACAACUUGAAAAGAAUCGUAAAGAAUCGUUUUCUAACUUCAUGAAUCUUAGUCAGAAUCUACCUCUACAUUCAGGUUCAUUUGGACCUAAACUAGUGAAACAUAAUAAUGAGGAGAAAUAUGAUACAAAAAGUGAGAGUGAGACAGUUCCAAUACCGGAAGCGGAAAUAUGUACAAAAGGUAAGAUUCCAGACUCUUUAUCAUUGUUUCUUGGUAAAUCUAAGGUUGAACAAGAGGUUAUAAAUGUUAAUGACAAAGCGCAAAAGAUAACAAAUAAUGAUAUACUACAGGACAGUAAAGAUAAAGUCGAGGAAAAAAGGACAUAUCCGUUUUCAAAACAAAACAUUAAAGAUCUACCUGCAUCACAAGGUGGUGACCAUGUAACAGCGUGGCUGACUGGUUCUCAGGAUACGAUCAGAAAAGAGAAAAGAGGAUUAAAGUUAAGCGACAGUACCACUCCUCUCGAUGAAAAGAAAAAUAUUGAAUCUGAUUUUAGUAAUGCUGAGUCUCGUGAGCGAGGCAGAGAUGCUUCCGAUCAAAAAGAUCAAAAACAGAGCAGGACAUUGUCAAGAAGUACAUACAAAUCUCCUCGGCGAUUUAGUGGAAGGAGUUUAUCAAAAGGUAAAGACAAAGAAUCCAAAGUAAAAGAUUCAAAAGAUUCGGAUAAACAAGGUGAAAUGAUUGAGGAGAAAGUGUACGACAAAGGAAAACAAGACUCCGAAAGAGAACAGAAAAAAACACAGAAAGAACUGCGAUUACAUAAAGAUGAUAAAAGUCACGCUGAUAUUGCAUCGAUUUCAGACAUUCCGAAAAAAGGAUUUCCCUUGUUAUCCGAAUCACCAAGGAUUACUAAUGUUACAAAUAACUUGCUAGAGAAAACAAAUAAAGGAAACGUUGCGAAGCCGUUGGUAUAUACAACGGGAACACAAUCUGAAAUCGAAGAUGUAGAGAAACGAAAGCGUAGCACUCCUAUAUCUAGAAGUGUUCAAACCUCGCUGGAAAGUCUCAAAUAUGAUAAAAAGGAUGAAAUGUCAAAAAGUAAAGUGAAUCUUCGCACCACCGCUGAAGGGAUUAUGAAGAAAACACACCAACAAAACGUAGGCUGCUCCUCGGACGAACAAGGUAAAUCUGAUGACAAGAUUACGACAUCAAAAGUUAUUCUUGAUAAAACAAAGAGAAAAUCGUCUCGAAAUUCUAGCUCAGAUAGCGACAUGGCUAUUGAUAUAUCAGAAAUUGAUGAUUAUUCAGUUUUUAAAACACCCGAAUCCACUCCAGCUUUUAAGCGUAAAAAAUUGCCACCCCUAAGUGAAAUUCAGACUCUAUCGGCGGAGGUACAAAAGGACUUUGACACACCUGAUAGCGCCCCGAGACUCGCUGGGAUUCUAAAACAUUCAACAGGUGACCCGAUUGUAAACACGGAGUGUGAAAAAGAGGAGGACACUCCAAAACCUCCGAAAAAGCUUUCCCUUAUGGACAUUAUAACAAUGAAAAGACGACUUUCAAAACAUCGUAAGAAAUCGGAUUUAUCUAAAAGAAGGGCAAGUAAGCGAUCAGUUAAGUCAUUAGACAAAGAAGAUGUGAAAGAAAACAAGAAAAAAGACGCGGAGAAAAAAUCGGAUAAAACUGGGGAACCGCAUGUCAAAACUGACACAAAGGUAAUCAUAGAAAACGAAACUAAUCUAAGCCUCAGUAAACUCGCUUUACUACAGGAAACAGACAUUGUGGAUGACUUCAUCGAUUUAAACGAUGACCUUCCAAAGAAACAUAUUAAAUUUGAACCGGGUGAUGAACCAGUGGCCUCGGAUGAACCACUUGACGACGAACCUGCUAUACCGCCACCUCGUCACCUAGCAACAAGACGGGAGAGUCGGAUGUUAGAAAAACGUCGGAAAGUGAUCAGUUGUUGUAAGCAAUUUAUAGCGUUCUUGUUUUCCCAUAUAGGGUUGUGUUCCCUCGUUGUAGCUUAUUCCAUUCUCGGCGGAUUCAUUUUCCAGGCUCUCGAAGCUCCAUUCGAGCAACAGACCAGAAUUCGUGUGAAAAACGAAAGGGAAUCUGCUAUCACGCAAAUUAUGCAACUAGCAAUUGAAUUAGAAAUGAACAAACGCAGCCGGGAUAAUUUUACCAAAGAGGUGAACUCACUUCUAGUGAGUUUCCAAACGGAAGUGUGGAAGGCGACGGAAAUGAAUGGGUGGAACAACAAAGAUGAUCAAAGCGAGUCCGAAUUACAGUGGUCUUUUGCAAGUUCUCUUCUUUUUGCUAUCACUGUGAUGACAACCAUUGGUUAUGGUCACGUGGCUCCGAAGACGGAUUAUGGUAGGAUUGUUACCAUUGGUUACGCUGUGCUUGGAAUACCUCUAACGUUAUUGUGCCUAACAAACAUAGGUGACCUAAUGGCCACAGGGUUCCGAAUGCUUUAUGCUAAAGUUUGCUGUGGUGUGUGCUGUGUGUUGUUCAGUCCAACAAAACGUCGACUACCAGAUCCAGAAAAAGGCAUCGAGGAAGAAAUGGUUGUCCAAGGAGAGGAGAAAUCACCAGGGGAAACAAUCCAUGUGCCUACAUCAUUAUGUAUACUAGUAAUGACAGCGUACAUAUUGCUAGGGACACUUCUUUUCUCAAUUUGGGAAGGUUGGGAUGUCAUUACCGGAACUUACUUUUCCUUUAUUACUCUAAGUACCAUUGGUUUCGGUGACGUAGUCCCAGGGACUGCUAUGGACCAGUGGGCGAAUGAACAGAAACUCGUCCUGUGCGCGAUGUACCUUGUGUUUGGACUCUCGCUUAUUGCUAUGUGUUUCAACUUAGUUCAAGAAGAUGUGAAGGCCAAGUGUCGAUGGCUUGGAGGGAAAAUAGGCAUCAUUUGAUAUCUUAUGUUCAACAUUUGAUGCAAACCUACGAUGUUCUAUACGAAUCAUGCAUAGGAAGACUAUUAAAGUGUUUUCUUAUGAAAUUCCCCUUCGAUAAUGCUGCGAUGGCAAAGCACCCGAUAGAAGAGAAAUCUUUGUUUCGUACUUGUACAUUGUACGUUUGAAACUGUCUGACGAAGGAAAUCACUGCUCCAUAUAUAUAGUAAUUUAGAAAAGUAGCAAUAGGUUGGUAUGCAACCAUAAGUGGAUCAUAAGAAAAGCAAAGAAAUUUACCAAGUAGUCAAUCAAAGAUAUCAAGCCAAGCGAUGACUGUCGAUGGCACGUGUUAACUCAAAAAACUUUGAUUGGUAGAUGGAUCAAACGAUUUAAAAAAAGGCAAAUCGUGGAACUCGUCUAAAGUGGUUUGCCGUUCGUUUCCAUUAUAAUAGAAGAUACUAAAUGUGGAAGAGUGCAAUAAGUCAUGGUCAAACAGGUGUUUUUAUCAUGUGCAUUUGUAAUAUAUAUGACUAAUGGUUCUCUAUGCCGUCAAUGCAAACGUUCUGUUCAUGAAUUAUAUGUGGUAAGUGUUCCUCUGGUUAUCACUCAUCAAAUAGUUCACAUACUUUAAGAUACAUGUUCCGCUUUUACAAACGAUUUGUGUUUCUGUUUUUACCUGUUUGAUCAUUUUAAAGUAUGGAUAUGAAUUGAAUAACCUAUCACUAAAGCAAGGAGUUUCUUUUUCAAUGUAUUAUAAUUUAUAAUUAAAAUAGUCGACUCGCAUGCAACAGAGAAGGUAGUGACCACAGAAUGAUGUGACUUUCAUAAAUAGAGAAUGCUAUUGAUAUGACAUAGCUGCUCAGUCAUGUAAUUCUGUUAACACUUUAUGUGAAAACGAAGAUGUGAUUUGUUCAAAGUUAGAUAUCAAUUGUCAUUCGAUUUUUUUCAAAACCCUCCUCAAAUAGCAACAUGAAAGAAAUAUAUCUAUUUUCGUUUUACAUCAGCCCUCAAUUAUUUUAUAUUUGUGGAAACACACAUUACAAUGGUGUGAAAAACUCCUCACUCAUUUCCAUCCUCAUAAAUCAAGUUAAUGUCAGAAAAAUAUACCAGUCCAUAAUGCUCUAGUUUUCUGAUGAAGACAGCGUAUUGAAUUUUCAUCAAGCUAAACAGGCUUUGAACAUUAGGAUUCUGGUUAUAUUUUAAGUAUUUAUAUCUUAAUUAUUUACGGAUGGGAUUUAACAUGCAUUUUCUCGAAUUCCCUGAUCCUUCACAAUUUGUAAAUCUGUAUCUGGCCUAUGGUAUACGUGGAAGUGCUGUGGAUAUUGGUCAUUAUGUAGUUCAUCCAAGUACAUAUUUUAUAUAAGAGUCCUGCAGAAUCAUUAAGACCAUACAUAUUAGCAAUGCAUAUAGUGAUUAGUGUUAUCUAUAUGAUUAGUUAACAUUUAAAAUCAUCCUGACUUCCCCGUUAUCUUUAUGCUUUUAAUUAGUCUUUAGAAAUAACAUGCUGCUUUAAAUUCCAAAACGUCAGUCUAAAUCAUUGCUGCAUCAUGUGCCAUAAUACUCAUAUUUCUUGAGGGGUGAGACGAGUAAGCAGUCUUUUCAUAUAUCGAACCGUACUUAGUUUUCUCCCUGAGGUUUACGUCUAAACCACUGCCAUCCUAAGAGAAAACAAUCUUGUGAGGAGAAAAACAGAGAGAGGAAGAAUCUUCAGAAAACUAUUAUUUGUAAAUAGUCACGUACAUAUUAUAUUCCUAAUGUCGAUUUGAGUUAAUUGACAUUAAAGCGGCCAGAGUUGUAUUCCCCUCAUUUUACCCCAGAUUUGUUUUUUUUUUAAUUUUACAUUGCCAACGAUUUCGCAUCUGUUUUAGUACUUAUUGACAUGUUGUACCUCUGUUUCAUUGUUUGCUAAAUUGUUUCUAUUUCUUUUACUCUAUCUCUGCCAAUCCCAAUCAAAAAGGAAGACACAUUUUUUAUUGAAGGAGCAGCAGCUUAAAAAGUGAUCGUGACAAAAGUACGAAUGUGAGUGCAAUGGCUUGUGUUCACGAUAGCAAUACAUGUUUGUGAAAGCACAUGUAACUUUUAAUCGGAAGUGAUAAGAUAGCUUAUAAAACAAGUGCUUAAACGAUAUCAAUAUGAAGAUUAUAAGACUCUUUCAUGCCUAGGGGUGUAUGAUAGGGAAAUUCCACCCGAGGAAUUUGCAAAUUUGGUAAAGCCUCGGGAUUUUGCCAAUUUUGAAAAUCUCAACGGGUGUAAUUUCCCUAUCCUACACCAUUGGGCAUGAAAGAGUAUUUUUCUCUCAUUCCAAUCACCAGAGUAAGCUCAGAAACCAUGAAAAUGCGUUUGGACUGGCCACCAUUUUAAAAAUAUCAAUUUUCCCCCUGAGCGUUUUGGACGAAAUCGAAUUAGCCGGCCAGAUUAAGCAUAUAUCCCAUAUUUGCAGACACUGUUUGCGCAGAAAAAAAAUAAUCACAUCUUUCUAACAUGUACGAUAAAUAUAUAAUAAAAGGUUUUAAUUUCAUCACGUCGCCUUUUCCGCAUUGCUGCAUUGGAGAGUUCCAAAUUCAUGACGUCAAGUCAUCGUUGAGUCAUUGUGACGUCACGUCACGUGAAAUGGGGUGUAAGAUAGAAAUUUCCUACAUCCCUUUCUUACACUGGACAUCUCUAUUUUAUACACAGGGAAAUGAGAGAAACUUUAAUCCUAUUUAUUCUAAUUCCAUUUCACAUGUCUCAGUUAUGAAAACAAUAAUAAGAUUUAUAUUUGCAUAUAGCAAAUCUCCAAUUUAAAGGACUUCCAUCGCUAUGUUUUCUUUUUGAUCCCAUUGUCUUUGUUAUUGUAAGUGCAUAUAUGCAUGUUUCAUUGUACUACAGCAUUUCUGUUUGAUUGUGCUGAUGUUGCCUUGCCUUUAUACAGCAAAAACACUAUCUGACAUUGUGUUACAUUGUUGGAACUUACUACUUUUUAUAAUGUUACACAAGAAACAUCAUUAUGUAUAAAUAUAUUUACCCAACACUUACAACUGUAGAUUAGUUGAUUAAUUUGUAUAACUACAACUUAAUUUUAUGCAACAAGUUGUUUGGAUAUUGAAAAAUGCAAUCAGAUUGAAUAGGAAUUUGCCAUUUAUCACUUGUAAUAUUUAGGCCAACUAUUGCGAAAGUCAAAAUUUGUCUGGGGAUGAGAAAACUUUGGCUGUUUCGCAGUAAAUAAAGGCCCAUCGCUCUGUGUAGAGUUGGGAAUGCUAUUUCAAUAUGCAACAGUCCUCGAUCAUCAGAUGUACACAAAUACAACAUCUAUGACUUGUAGGUAACAGAAUAAAUGAUAUAUGACAAACUGACGCACUGUUAACCAAUGACCAUGACUCCAGAACGUACCUGUCACUACGCGAUACUUUGCCAUCGAAAGAGACUCUCACAUACGAAAUUGACAAAUUGAAAUUAAAUACAAUAUGUCUCAGACAAA
Mizuhopecten yessoensis (Yesso scallop) is the source of this 8154-nucleotide messenger RNA. RefSeq lists its product as uncharacterized. The coding region runs from base 795 to 4718 and encodes 1307 amino acids. The transcript has 2 exons. Gene Ontology annotation, cellular component: membrane. Gene Ontology annotation, biological process: stabilization of membrane potential; potassium ion transmembrane transport. The record is from RefSeq and is a predicted model, not a curated record. Gene Ontology annotation, molecular function: potassium ion leak channel activity. Lineage: Eukaryota; Metazoa; Mollusca; Bivalvia; Pectinida; Pectinidae.